This is a messenger RNA of Haemorhous mexicanus (house finch), 3275 nucleotides long. It is a transcript of the gene TRIM3, whose product is annotated as tripartite motif containing 3. The record is from RefSeq and is a predicted model, not a curated record. Gene Ontology annotation, molecular function: protein binding; ubiquitin protein ligase activity; zinc ion binding. Gene Ontology annotation, biological process: negative regulation of translation; proteasome-mediated ubiquitin-dependent protein catabolic process; protein polyubiquitination. The transcript has 14 exons. Lineage: Eukaryota; Metazoa; Chordata; Aves; Passeriformes; Fringillidae. Bases 430 to 2766 code for a protein of 778 amino acids.
GUGACAUCCAGUGCCCUCCAUCACCCUUCAACCUAUUCCUACUCUAGGAAUUGGAUUUGUCCAAUUGCUGCUCCCCUGGGGCUCCUGGACACCCCCAGGACACUCCCUUCAGAAGAUUCCCAGCCCCCCCUGAACCUUCCUCCUGGACACCCUCUCCCUCUGUCCCGGCCCCCUGGAACACUGAAACCCUCCCAUGGAGUCCUGCCGUUUCCCAGACGUGGAUGUGGGCAAUCCCUGGCCAUGCUGAGCUGCUGGGCUCAGCAGUGACCUGGCUGGGGAUAGUGGCACCUCCUCUGCACCCCUGGAGCUCCAGCUCUGCUGGGAUGCUGUGUCCAAGAAGGUGUGCUCACUGCCUACCUGUGUCACCCAAAGGAGGCUGCCAGGAGCUGCUGGAAUUCCCGGGAAGCUGCAGCAGGCUGAGGAGCCACCAUGGCCCGCCAUGAGCCCGCCAGCCCGGUGGUGCGGCAGAUUGACCAGCAGUUCCUGAUCUGCAGCAUCUGCCUCGACCGCUACUGCAACCCCAAGGUGCUGCCCUGCCUGCACACCUUCUGCGAGAGGUGUCUGCAGAACUACAUUCCGGCCCAGAGCCUGUCCCUGUCGUGCCCCGUGUGCCGCCAGACCUCGAUCCUGCCCGAGCGGGGGGUCCCGGCGCUGCCCAACAACUUCUUCAUCACCAACCUGAUGGAAGUGCUGCAGCGGGACCCCGACCCCCGCGGGGCCCCCCCUGCACCCCUGCCCCCCCUGGGCGCCGCCACCGGGCAGCCACUCUGCUGCCCGAACCACGAGGGAAAGGUGAUGGAGUUCUACUGCGAGCCCUGCGAGACGGCCAUGUGCCGGGAGUGCACGGAGGGGGAGCGGCGGGAGCACCGGGACCACCGCACCGUGCCGCUGCGUGACGUGCUGGAGCAGCACAAGGCAGCCCUGCAGCACCAGCUCGACGCUGUGCGUGCCAGGCUCCCACAGCUGGCAGCAGCUGUGGGGCUGGUAGCUGAGAUCAGCCGGCAGCUGGGGCAGCGCCGGGCCGAGGCCGAGGCAGAGAUCGGGAGCAGCUUCGAGGAGCUGGAGGCAGCGCUGCGGCAGCGGCGGGAGGUGCUGCUGCGCGACCUGGAGGCCACCUGUGCUGCCAAGCAGCAGGUGCUGGAGGCGCAGCUGGAGGUGCUGCGGCAGGGCCAGGAGAGCAUCCUGAGCAGCUGCGCGUUCACAGAGCAGGCUCUGCACCACGGCUCAGCCACGGAGGUGCUGCUGGUGCAGAAGCAGAUGGGUGAGCGGCUGCGGGAGCUGGCGGCGCGGCCCUUCCCUGAGCACCCACACGAGAACGCGCAGCUCGAGUUCCACGCCGAGCCUGAGGGGCUGCGCCGCUCCAUCCAGAACCUGGGCGCACUGCUGACCACCAGUGCCACGGCACACACCACGGUGGCCACGGGCGAGGGGCUGCGCCAGGCCGUGGUGGGGCAGCCCUGCUCGCUCAGCGUCACCACCAAGGACAAGGACGGGGUGCUGGUGCGCAGCGGCGGCGCCCGCCUGCGCUUCGCCGUGACGGGCCCUGACGGCGCCGCGGCCGAGGCUGAGGUGCAGGACAACCGCAACGGCACCUACGAGCUGGUGUACACGCCGCGCACCGAGGGUGACUUUGUGCUGUCCAUCCUGCUCUACGGGCAGCCUGUGCGCGGCUCCCCGUUCCGUGCACGCGCCCUGCGCCCCAGCGAUGUGCCCCCGUCCCCCGAGGAGGCCAAGCGCCGCGUCAAGUCCCCGGGUGGGGGGCACGUGCGGCAGAAGGCCCUGCGCCGCCCCGCCAGCAUGUAUGGCAGCGCCAAGCGCAAGGAGAACCCCAUCGAGGACGAGCUCAUCUUUCGUGUCGGCAGUCGUGGCCGGGAGAAGGGCGAGUUCACCAACCUGCAGGGGAUCUCCACAUCCAGCGCUGGCCGCAUCGUUGUGGCCGACAGCAACAACCAGUGCGUGCAGCAACAACCAGUGCAUGCAGGUAUGGACCCCUGGGACCCCCCCUGGGUAACCCUGGAUCCCCAUGACCCCACUGACCCCAUCAGCAGUAACCAGUGUGUGCAGGUGUUCAGUAACGAGGGGCAGUUCCGGCUGCGUUUCGGGGUGCGGGGGCGUUCCCCAGGGCAGCUCCAGCGCCCCACGGGGGUCUCAGUGGACACCAAUGGUGACAUCAUUGUGGCCGACUAUGACAACCGCUGGGUCAGUGUGUUCUCACCUGAGGGCAAGUUCAAGACAAAGCUGGGUGCGGGGCGGCUGAUGGGCCCCAAGGGCGUCGCUGUGGACCGCAACGGGCACAUCAUCGUGGUGGACAACAAGGCUUGUUGCGUCUUCAUCUUCCAGCCCAAUGGCAAACUGGUGGCACGGUUUGGCUCCCGCGGCACUGCCGAGCGCCAGUUCGCAGGACCCCAUUUUGUGGCUGUCAACAACAAGAACGAGAUUGUGGUGACCGACUUCCACAACCACUCCGUGAAGGUGUACAACGCUGAGGGCGAGUUCCUGUUCAAGUUCGGCUCGCAUGGGGAGGGCAACGGGCAGUUCAACGCGCCCACGGGGGUGGCCGUGGACAACAACGGCAACAUCAUCGUGGCUGACUGGGGCAACAGCCGCAUCCAGGUGUUUGACAGCGCGGGCUCAUUCCUGUCCUACAUCAACACGGCGGCCGACCCACUGUACGGGCCGCAGGGGCUGGCUCUCACCUCCGACGGCCACGUGGUCGUGGCUGACUCGGGCAACCACUGCUUCAAGGCCUAUCGCUACCUGCAGUGACGGGCAGGACUCCGGGCACGGCCACGGGCAGCAGGGAGCCUGCAGCUGCACCAGGCAGCACGGCUGCCCCACGGCCUCGCCUGCCCCCCUAGCGCCAUCCUGGCUUCAUGUGCACUUUAUCCCAGGGGGCAGCCGGACCUGGGGGGUGAGGAUGGGUCCCGUGGGGUGGGGGCUGCCUGGGGGUCACGGUCUGGCCCCUCACCCACAGCAGGGCCAGCAUCCCACUGUCCCUGCUGACAGGGUUCCCAAGGUGUGGGGGAUGUGAGGGGCAGGGAGAGCCGCUGGAAGGGCUUGUGGGGGACUGUGGGGUGGCCAGUCUAGAGCCUCAUGCCCCUUGAGGGCUGUCUCCCUCCUCCCAGCUCCCCUCCCCAGCUGUGGGGUGACUGUGUGUGCCUGCUGCCCCACUGCACUGCUGCUCCACAGCUCUGGGGGGCUCCGGGGGCUGUGGGGCAGCUGCCGCACGCUGACAAAACUGUAUGUACAAAAUAAAGUAUUCUGGAAGUACCCUG